CUCUGUGGGACUUCAGCUUUCUGGAGUUUAUGACUACUGUGCCCGCAGCAUCAUGGCCGCGUACCUGUUCCUCCUGGGCCUUUUCCUGCUGCUGCCACGACCUGUCCCUGCUCCCUGCUACACUGCCACUCGGUCAGAAUGCAAGCAGAAGCACAAAUUCGUGCCUGGUGUGUGGGCGGCUGGGGAAGGUGUGGAUGUGACCACCCUCCGCCGCUCCAGCUCCUUCCCAGUGAACACAGGGAAGUUCCUGAGGCCUGACCGCACCUGCACCCUCUGUAAAAACGCCCUGAUGAAUGACGCUAUACAGCGCCUACCCGUGGCAAUCGCCCACUGGCGGCCUCACGGCUCACACUGCCAGCGUAAUGUGGCCACAACCAAGGUCAGCUCCACGGAGGGUGUGGCGCGGGAGGCGGCUGCUAAUAUCAAUAACGACUGGCGUGCGGGGCUGGAUGUGAACCCUAAACCGGAAGCAAACGUGCAUGUGUCCGUGGCUGGCUCCCAUUCCAAGAUAGCCAAUUUUGCAGCCGAGAAGGCCCAUCAGGACCAAUACAACUUUAAUACUGACACAGUGGAGUGUCGCAUGUACAGUUUUCGCCUGGCACAAAAGCCUCCACUCCACCCUGACUUCAGAAAGGCACUCAAGAACCUUCCCCACAACUUUAACAGCUCCACAGAGCAUGCUUACCGUAGACUCAUCUCUUCCUAUGGGACUCAUUUUAUUACGGCUGUGGACCUAGGUGGCCGCGUCUCGGUCCUCACGGCUCUGCGUACCUGUCAGCUGACCCUGGAUGGGCUCACAGCUGAUGAGGUAGGAGACUGCUUGAGCGUGGAAGCCCAGGUCAGCAUCGGUGCCCAAGCCAGUGUCUCAAGCGAAUACAAAGCUUGCGAGGAGAAGAAGAAACAACACAAAAUCGCCACCUCUUUCCACCAGACCUACCGUGAGCGUCAUGUCGAAGUGCUCGGUGGCCCCCUUGACUCCUCGAAUGACCUGCUCUUCGGGAACCAAGCUACCCCUGAGCACUUCUCUACCUGGAUAGCCUCAUUGCCCACCAGGCCUGAUGUGGUGGACUACAGCCUGGAGCCCCUGCACAUACUACUGGAAGACUCGGACCCGAAGCGAGAGGCACUGAGACAGGCUAUCAGCCAUUAUGUGAUGAGCAGGGCUCGCUGGCGAGACUGUAACCGGCCCUGCAGGGCAGGCCAGCAUAAGAGUAGUCGUGAUUCAUGCCAGUGUGUGUGCCAGGAUUCGAAGGUCACCAACCAGGACUGCUGCCCACGCCAGAGGGGCUUGGCCAAGUUGAUGGUAAGGAAUUUCCAGGCCAAGGGUCUGUGGGGGGACUACAUCACAUCUACGGAUGCUUAUCUGAAGGUCUUCUUUGGUGGCCAGGAGAUCAGGACCGGUGUAGUGUGGAACAAUAACCAUCCCUCGUGGAGUGACAAGAUGGACUUUGGGAAUGUGCUCCUGUCCACAGGGGGACCCCUCAGGGUGCAGGUCUGGGAUGCUGACAAUGGCUGGGAUGAUGACCUUCUUGGUACUUGUGACAAGUCUCCCAAGUCUGGUUUCCAUGAGGUGAAUUGUCCCCUGAACCACGGCAGUAUAAAAUUCAUCUACCAGGCCAAUUGCUUGCCCCAUCUCACUGGAGAGACCUGCCUGGAGUAUGCCCCCCAGGGGCUUCUAGGAGAUCCACCAGGAAACCGCAGUGGGGCUGUGUGGUAAAAACAAACAAAAAAGACAUAAAAAACAAAAAAAAAAAAACAAAACAAAAAACAAAACAAAACAAAAAAACCCAAAAAACAAACAAAAACCAUGCCUGAGAGUUGGGUGUAGUAGCACAUGCCUUCAAUCCCAGCUUUUGGGAGGCAAACACAGGUGGAGCUCUAGGAGUUCGAGGCCAGCCUGGUCUACAUAGUGAGACCUAUCUCAAUAAAAGCAAACAACAAAA
Messenger RNA from Rattus norvegicus (Norway rat), 1943 nucleotides. RefSeq names its product perforin 1 (gene Prf1). The coding region runs from base 53 to 1717 and encodes 554 amino acids. The record is from RefSeq and is marked provisional. NCBI's taxonomy places the organism in Eukaryota, Metazoa, Chordata, Mammalia, Rodentia, Muridae. Gene Ontology annotation, molecular function: calcium ion binding; pore-forming activity. The transcript is spliced from 3 exons. Gene Ontology annotation, cellular component: extracellular region; endosome lumen; plasma membrane. Gene Ontology annotation, biological process: leukocyte mediated cytotoxicity.